Messenger RNA from Fusarium subglutinans, 639 nucleotides. Its product is annotated as methyltransferase type 11. The record is from RefSeq and is a predicted model, not a curated record. Bases 1 to 639 code for a protein of 212 amino acids. The transcript has a single exon. Lineage: Eukaryota; Fungi; Ascomycota; Sordariomycetes; Hypocreales; Nectriaceae. Gene Ontology annotation, molecular function: S-adenosylmethionine-dependent methyltransferase activity.
AUGUCUCAGAACAUUUACGACAAUGCCAGAUUCUUUGCUGAGUAUUCCUCGCUGGAUCGAUCUGUUAAGGGUCUCGAUGCGGCCCCAGAAUGGCCGCGGUUGAGAUCUUACAUCCCAGACCUCAAAGGCCUUGACGUCCUUGAUCUUGGCUGCGGCUUUGGAUGGUUCGCUCGCUGGGCACGAAGCACUAGAGCUAACUCCGUUCGAGGGCUCGAAAUUUCCGAGAAUAUGCUCAAUCGAGCACGAUCCAUGACCAAUGACACAAAGAUCAUCUAUACACAAGCUGAUCUCGACAACACCAACCUUUUGGAACAUGGUAGCGGCAUAUAUGACGUGGUGUUUAGCUCAUUAACGCUCCACUACCUUGCGAAUCUGCCCGCGCUCAUACAACAAGUGCAGAGUGUUCUCAAGCCAGGAGGGACUUUUGUCUUUUCUAUUGAGCACCUCAUAUACACAGCGCCAAGCAAAGCCGAAUUCAUCACUGAUGAGGCAUCGGGACGAGAAUACUGGCCGCAUGAUAACUAUCAGAAGGAGGGCCUUCGGGUAACACAUUGGCUUGGGGCGGAAGGAGUUCAGAAACAGCACAGGACUACCGCGCUAGUUAUGUUAACCUUCUUCUCAAGGCAGGGUUUCAGAUAA